AUGCUCAUGCUCCGUUCUCCAUUUUCUGAUUCAAAUGUUCUCGAUCAUUUCUUGGAUGAAAUCACUGGAUCUGUUCAAUUUCCAUAUUGGAGAAAUGCUGAUCACAACUCAUUCAAUUUUUCCGACAAUAUUGGAGAGAUUGUAAAUGACGAAUCUAAAUUCUCUGUUCAACUCGAUGUUUCUCAUUUCAAACCAGAAGAUCUUAAAAUUGAAUUGGAUGGAAGAGAACUAAAAAUUGAAGGAAUUCAAGAAAAAAAAUCAGAGCAUGGAUACUCGAAACGAUCAUUUUCAAAAAUGAUUCUUCUACCAGAAGAUGUUGAUUUAACUUCUGUCAAAUCUGCAAUUUCGAAUGAAGGAAAACUUCAAAUUGAGGCUCCAAAGAAGACUAACUCAUCUCGUUCUAUUCCCAUUAAUUUUGUUGCAAAACAUUAA
Molecule: messenger RNA, 432 nt
Organism: Caenorhabditis elegans
Lineage: Eukaryota; Metazoa; Nematoda; Chromadorea; Rhabditida; Rhabditidae
Gene: hsp-16.48
Product: Heat shock protein Hsp-16.48/Hsp-16.49
Exons: 2
Coding region: 1-432 (143 amino acids)
Biological process (GO): response to heat
Source: RefSeq, marked reviewed